Messenger RNA from Solea solea (common sole), 1451 nucleotides. RefSeq names its product TP53 regulating kinase (gene tp53rk). Gene Ontology annotation, biological process: protein phosphorylation. Gene Ontology annotation, cellular component: nucleus; cytosol; EKC/KEOPS complex. Lineage: Eukaryota; Metazoa; Chordata; Actinopteri; Pleuronectiformes; Soleidae. The coding region runs from base 82 to 792 and encodes 236 amino acids. Gene Ontology annotation, molecular function: ATP binding; protein serine/threonine kinase activity. The record is from RefSeq and is a predicted model, not a curated record. The transcript has 2 exons.
CAAAACCAGUAGGAGGCAGUAGUGCGCCUAAAUAGCUGUAAACCGUCGUGAAAAGUAGAAGAAGAAGAAGAAGAAGGAAGCAUGGUUCUGAAUCACAGUAUGGCGGUGCCAGAGUUACUGAGUAAAGCAGAGUUAAUGAAACAGGGAGCAGAAGCGCGUGUGUACCGGGUACAGUUUCUCGGGAAACCGGCCAUAGUGAAGGAAAGGUUUCCGAAACGAUAUAGACACCCGGUGCUGGACGAGAAGCUGACGCACCGCAGGGCGGUGCAGGAGGUUCGCUCCAUUCUGCGCUGCCGCAGAGCAGGCAUAUCUGCCCCUGUCGUCUACUUUGUGGACUACACCUCCAACUGUAUUUUCAUGGAGGAAAUUCUGGGUUCAUCGACUGUGCGUGACUACAUCACCUCCACUCAGCAGUCGGAUUCCUGUCAGGAACAGAAGCUGGAGCAGCUCGCUCAGCGGGUCGGCCAGGUUCUGGCCAAAAUGCACGAUGAGGACGUCAUCCACGGAGACCUGACCACCUCCAACCUGCUGUUGAGACAUGGUCAGGAGGACAAAGUGUCUGACCUUGUCCUCAUUGACUUUGGCUUGAGUUACAUCUCUGCUCUGCCAGAAGAUAAGGGGGUGGACUUGUACGUUUUGGAGAAGGCUUUCCUCAGUACCCAUCCCAACACAGAGGCUCUGUUCCAGAAGCUGCUGAAGAGCUACACCGUCUCAUCCAAGAAGUCGUCAGCAGUCAUCAAAAAGCUUGAUGAGGUUCGGUUAAGAGGGAGGAAGAGGUCCAUGGUGGGAUGAUGAUCCAACAUCCUAAAAUCUAAAUAUGUAUUUGUGCAUAUUUAGAUCAAAAGGUGGUUUUAUGUGCAGUUAUUACAAAAAAAUAAAUGUUUUGUCAUAAAGCUUUUGCUUCUCAUGAUGGACUGUAAUGAGGGUGGCACUUUUCAUGACUUUCACUGACUAUAUCUCAAAAAGUGCACCAGGAAUGUAUUACUGAUUUCUAACAGUCGAGUCAAACUUCAAACUAUUACUUUAAUAGUCCAGUGUGUAACAUUUGAUUUCCUGGCAGAAAUUAAUUUUACUUCUCAUAAGUAUGUCUCCAAGUGUAUAUAAUAGUGUUAAAAUAAAAAUUGGUUUUCGUACAAUAAGUCUUGUGCUUUUAGUAAUGCUUUUUUUUUUUUUAAUGGCAGUGCUUUUGGAAGAGGAAUCUUACUAUGCUAACAAAGAAUUUCUGUUAGGUAAAGGCAACUGUAGUUUCCCUAAAACGUUUGGGAAAGGGAGCGCUGACCAGAGGAAUCCUCCAUUUGUUACAAUCUGUAGUCGCACCCUUAGAUGUCACUAAAAAUUGCUCUUGAAUUAUACAUGUUUAUACAAACUUGGUGUUUCUUCAGGUUUCUGCCUUAACCUUUAAUCAAAUCUAUUUGCUUAUGUAGUAAUAAAAUAGCUUUUUUGUGUUUGUA